AUUACCAUGGUACCACCAGAAUACCAUAGAAAUAUUUUAGUAUCCAUGACUGUAGCAACCAAGAUUAAUUUUGUGGUUACCCUUGUUUUACUGCAAAUAGCAUGGUUAAACUAUGUAUACUGUAGUAAAACCAGGUAUGCACUAUGUACAUUGUAAGAGAGACUUGUGUCCUACUUAUCCUACUGCACCAUUAAUAGUUCAUGAGUGUAACAGCAUGUCGUUCCUACAGUGUUUUUCCACUCUGUCUUUGUUAUAUGAAGCAUCUGGUGUAUGAGGAACAGCUCCAGCAUGAAAAGCGGCUUUAAACACACCUUUGAACUCGUGAUAAAUGCAUGCCCUGCAUAUCAGACGCGCGCUCCCAAGUAGGAACACUCUGCACGUGCCGUGGCUCCGCCCUCCCAGCGCGCGUGCCCGCAGCAUGUCAAAACACGAGCUCACCCGCAAGGGUGGAAAAACACUACAAGAUGAGAACGUAAACACACUCGUUAUCAUUGAUAAAGAUGUUUUGACGUAUUGAGACGUUCAUUGGAAAAGGGUUAAACGGUUACAAAUCAUUUUGAACAGUUUGGUGAAUUAGAUGCAUUGUCUGAUGUAUUUAUAGUCUGUAAAAUCACAUGUUGAUGAGGUUGUUUCCUGUGUUGAGGGUCAUUAAAAGGACAUUCUUCGCUUGUUUUGGAACAAAGAGACUCGUUCUGCUCAUUGUUUUAGCGCAGUAUAAAUAGGAUUAACAGUUGACCAAUCAGCGAGCGAGAAUCUGCUCCGGGCUCUUUAAGGACUGUUUAAUAUUCAUGUUCCGUUGGUGAGAGAGCCAAUCAGCGCUCUGGAGGCGUGUUACUCAUGAAUGUGUGAUUACUGAGCACAGUACUGGAGUGAAGCGCUUCGGUGUUGUUUUGGCUGUAAAGAAAAAGCCUGUUUUGUCGUGUACAUUUUAAUAUAUAUUCGCCAGGUAAUAUCGUACUAAUCAUGCCCGGACAGGAUUCGAUUACUGUGGCGAUCGGUCCGCAGAAAUCAUCUGGUUUUGUCUUAAAGAAGAUCAUGAAUAUUCCGCCUCCAAACAUACUGGAGGGUCAAGACGACGAUAUUGAGAAGGAGAAGCAGAGUGUGGGCAGUGAUGGGGCGUCAGGUGGGGGUGGCAGUGAUGGUUCGGGGGGCGUUACGGCCUCGCUCACCCCCACCAUCUGGGACAAGACCAUCCCGUACGACGGCGAGACCUUCCACCUGGAGUACAUGGACCUGGAUGAGUUCCUGCUGGAGAACGGCAUUCCCGUGACGCUGGAGGAGGAGUUGAGUAAAGGUCUGGAGAUGGAGCGGCGCGGUGGCGAGACAGAUGGGUCCUCCACAACCUCAGAGGAGCUGGCGGCCGUCCCAGAGAUGCUUGAGGAGACACAGAAUGAGCAGGAAGAGGAGGAUACUCUCACUGAUGCAGCAGAACUGGAGUUGACGACGAAAUCCAAAGCUGACGCAGGUCGCGUGACGCCCACCCCGAUCGACCCGGAAGAGAUCGAGGUGAACAUGGCGUUCCAGCCCGACCCCACAGACCUGGUUCUGUCCAGCGUUCCCGGAGGAGAACUCUUCAACCCACGAAAGCAUCGCUUCUCAGAAGACGAGCUGAAACCACAGCCCAUGAUCAAAAAAGCCAGGAAAGUGUUUGUUUCUGAGGAUGCAAAGGAUGACAAGUAUUGGUCACGGAGGAAGAAGAACAACGUGGCGGCGAAACGUUCACGCGACGCUCGCCGUCUGAAGGAGAAUCAGAUCGCCGUGCGCACCUCAUUCCUGGAGCGAGAAAACGCGGCAAUGCGGCAGGAAGUGGCUGAGCUGCGGAAAGACUGCGGCCGCUGCAAGAAGAUCAUGUCCCUGUACGAGGCCAAAUACGGAGUGCUGUAAGGGACAAAAUUCAUCAAGACACCGCAAACUCCACUGAAAAAUUCACACCGUUUCCGCAGCUGGGGAUUAUGGGUAAUUCGGGUGCAUUUGGUGGGUGGAUGAGUGGACACUAGAGCACAUGUUUAAUUCAGUAAUGUUUUCAAGAGUGUUAUGUUCAGUGGAAAUCGGGAAGUAAAAGAGGUUUUAAUAGACGCAAGGUCUCUUCUGUAGUGAAAGUGCCGUUGAGAAAAAAAUCCACCCUGAAAAAAAUAAAAUAAAUACUGCGUAAUUUAACCUCACAAAGCAUGAGCUUUACCCAUCAUACCUCAUUCCACUCCUCCCCACGACCCCAAUGUGGUUGCCAGACAGACCUUCACCUCGACUAGCGAUGAAAGUGGCGAGUUUAGAGCUUUAAUCAGUGUGAAAGGGAUGAUGGCGCCCUCUGUGGCGGAACGGAGGAAUUGCAUAUAGCGAUAACCAAGAGUUAAGAGUUGGAGGUCGUUUUUUUUGGUCAUGUUAUCUUACCCUCCAGUUUCCUCCCCUUGUUUGCACUUGACACAUGUCUGUGUUUGUGUACAAACAUGUACAAGAGGUUUUUCACACGCAUGACCCACUAUAGGAAGUAAUUGUUUUGUCUCUUUUCUAUAAAAACGAGUGCUAGGAAGCUUUCAGAGUGCAAGCGAUGACGUCAGUAGGGUCUUUGUGGUUGAUAACAGAGGCGUUGUCUCUCCACCCAGAUGAGUCCUUUGUUUUCAGGACUGUAAAUAUACGCUUGUUUCUCUCCACUGCACAUUUUUAAGGUGUCGUUGUUCUUCCAGAAUGAUAUUAUGUACAAGUGUGAUAUUUCUAUUGUGCAGAUUUUGAGUCUACCUUAUAGUGACUGUAUAACUUCUACCGAGUGCUUCUACUCUUGAUGGUGACAAGCAAAUGUUAUUCAGACAAUAACGAAAUAUUUCUUAGUUUUAACAGGAACGUUUGUGCAGGGAUUUUAACUGUGAGUUGACUAAUCAGCUAGAUUGUUUGUUUUUUAGUUUCAGGGUUUAAUCCAAGGCAAUAAUACGCAAUUCAUCUUUACCUCAGAUUAGAUGUUUCUGCCAAGUGUUGUAAUUUAAUUCUUGUGUUUUUAUUCUUCAUGAGCAGUGCUCUUCUAUGGGGCGCUGUAGAAUCUGGCAGCUCAGCUCUGUUGUGUGCAUGAUAAACGUGCGAUUAAUGGGUCUCAUUUGCAAAAUGGCGUUGUUUAAAUUGUUUGUAAAACCACUUUCAUGUCAAUUUGUGCAACAUCUUUUGUAAAUUGUUACCUUCUGUGGAAAUAGUUUUUAAAACCAUUCUUGCAUAAAUUUUCGCAUUGCAUAAAUUUUACGUUUAAUUUGUCAAAUUCUGUGUAAACUGUUUGCAGAAUAAUUAUUGCGCAAAUUGACACAUUACUUAAAAAUGUGAGUGUCAAAUUCUGUGUAAACCGUUUGCAGAAUAAUUAUUGCGCAAAUUGACACAUUACUUAAAAACUUAAAUUGUCAAAUUCUGUGUAAAUCGUAGAAUCAAGCAGCUCAGCUCUGUUGUGCAUGAUAAAUGUGCGAUUAAUGGGUCUCAUUUACAAAACAGCAAAGAAAGAAUUUAUGUGUUGCGCAAAUUGUCGCAUUGCAUAAAAUUUUACAUUCUGUUUAAAUUGUUUGUAAAACUAUGUUCGUCAAUUUGUACAUUGUCAUCUUCUGUGGAAAUAGUUUUUAAAACCAUUCUUGCAUAAAUCUUCCAUUUAAAUUGCCAUAUUCUGUGUAAACCGUUCGCAGAAUAAUUAUUGCGCAAAUUGACGCAUUACUUAAAAACAUGUCAAAUUCUGUGUAAAUCAUUUGCAGAAUAAUUAUUGUGCAAAUUGACACAUUACUUAAAAAUGUAAGUGUCAAAUUCUGUGUAAACCGUUCGCAGAAUAAUUAUUGCGCAAAUUGACACAUUAUUUAAAAACGUAAGUAAAUUUUCAAAUUCUGUGUAAACCGUUCGCAGAAUAAUUAUUGUGCAAAUUGACACAUUACUUAAAAACGUAAGUAAAUUGUGAAAUUCUGUGUAAACCGUUCGCAGAAUAAUUAUUGCACAAAUUGAUGCAUUACUUAAAAACGUAAGUAAAUUGUGAAAUUCUGUGUAAACCGUUCGCAGAAUAAUUAGUGCGCAAAUUGACACAUUAUUUAAAAACGUAAGUAAAUUUUCAAAUUCUGUGUAAACCAUUUGCAGAAUAAUUAUUGUGCAAAUUGACACAUUACUUAUAAACGUAAGUAAAUUGUGAAAUUCUGUGUAAACCGUUCGCAGAAUAAUUAGUGCGCAAAUUGACACAUUACUUAAAAAUGUAAGUGUCAAAUUCUGUGUAAACCGUUCGCAGAAUAAUUAUUGCGCAAAUUGACACAUUACUUAAAAAUGUAAGUGUCAAAUUCUGUGUAAACCGUUCGCAGAAUAAUUAGUGCGCAAAUUGACACAUUAUUUAAAAACGUAAGUAAAUUUUCAAAUUCUGUGUAAACCAUUUGCAGAAUAAUUAUUGUGCAAAUUGACACAUUAAAAACGUAAGUAAAUUGUGAAAUUCUGUGUAAACCGUUCGCAGAAUAAUUAUUGUGCAAAUUGACACAUUACUUAAAAAUGUAAGUGUCAAAUUCUGUGUAAACCGUUCGCAGAAUAAUUAUUGCGCAAAUUGACACAUUAUUUAAAAACGUAAGUAAAUUGUGAAAUUCUGUGUAAACCGUUCGCAGAAUAAUUAGUGCGCAAAUUGACACAUUACUUAAAAAUGUAAGUGUCAAAUUCUGUGUAAACCGUUCGCAGAAUAAUUAUUGCGCAAAUUGACACAUUAUUUAAAAACGUAAGUAAAUUGUGAAAUUCUGUGUAAACCGUUCGCAGAAUAAUUAUUGUGCAAAUUGACACAUUACUUAAAAACGUAAGUAAAUUGUGAAAUUCUGUGUAAACCGUUCGCAGAAUAAUUAUUGCGCAAAUUGACACAUCACUUAAAAACGUGUCAAAUUCUGUGUAAACCGUUUGCAGAAUAAUUAUUGCGCAAAUUGACGCAUUAUUUAAAAACGUAAGUAAAUUUUCAAAUUCUGUGUAAAUCAUUCACCAAAUUCUUACAUAAAUUGAUGCAUUGCGUUAAAACUUACAUUGUCCCAUUCUGUGUAAAUCAUUUGUAAAACAAAAGCGAAGAUUGGUUUACGAACGAUUUACGAACGUGUUUUAUGAAUGAGGCCCAAUGUGUGAGAUGGCACAAAAACAUGGGAAUUGUUUAUUAUAAUUUUUUUUUUACAUUUCUUGAUAAAGAAUCUGUAUAUGGUUCAUCAGAACCACAAGCGUUGUUCUUCGCUGGUAUUCCAGACAACAUGAAAGGGACGUAAGUGUUUAGGGAUUAUAUUUUGAAAUGGAGGAAAAGCCAUAGUAGGCUUCCCGUUUUUAAGCGAUGGAUUAAAGCUGUCACGGUUGGUUUUUAACGUGCAUAAAAUUCACAUCACAAAGUGUACUUACAUUUUAAUUUUUCUGCUAAAAACGAACAAAACAGAAUUUUAGGCAAAAUAAUGUAUGUAAUUCGUUCAAAGGAUUGUGUUUUUGUGAACCGGUUCAAAAACGCACAUUUACAGGCAAAAAAAGAUUGUUUAUCGACUGAGUGGUGCGUGGAUGCUGAUGUCAUAGCGACUGUGCAGUGGGCGUGUCCUUCCCUUCCACACCUAGGUAAAAACGCAGUGACUGUUGCAUUCUUUAAUGUUUGUUUUUGUUGUUUCUUUUUCACUUUACAUGUUUAAAUUAAUGUAUUCUACAAGCCAAACACAUCUAGAACUUUCUACUGUCAAUCAGCAUCACUGUGUUCAGAAUUUACAAGAACGAAACUUUGCUGGGUUUGUUUGUAUUUUUUUGUUUUUUUUUGUUUGUUAUUUUACGGCCAGUUUUUUUGUGACAUAAAGUUAAUGCGAGUUCUUAGUCUUACUCUGUUUUUUAGUUGUGACGUUGUACAAAUAAUUGGCCUUUUACAUUUAGUUUAAGCUUUAAAUCUGUACGUCAACUCCAGAAGUUGAAUUCUGUGUAGCAGUUGGACUCAGUUAUGCCCAUAUGGAAAUCUGAUAUAUGGACGGUGCAUGUAAAAUGCAUAUGUGGAUGUACAAAAUGACCGGAGUUUAAUAUAUCAAUCUAUAUCCCCAUAUAUAAAUGUAGCCAUAUAUUAAAUUCCAAUAUUUGUUUGUCUUAAAAAUGGCCAUUGUGUAAUGUUUUGUAAUAUGUUGCAUAAAUAAGAUACAAAUACAUAACAUUUAAUCACUCAUAUCAUAUACUGUACAUCCAUGUAUGUAUUUCGCAUGUAUUGCCUGCCAUAUAUCAGAUGUAUGAGUGUUAACAAAACCAUGUAACUUUUCAUUAUAUAUAUAUAUAUAUAUAUAUUAGUACAUUUUUUAAAAAAGGACUAUAUUUCUUUUUUAAAGAGUGAUGUGUUGUUUUUUAUAAUAAAAAAAAAGACACUUGUUUUCUCUUCCCAUCUGAUAUGGGUCUCGUGUAAUGCAGUAUGUCAUAACUGUAUCAUGCAAAUUAAUAAAGAUAUAAAUGAAUUGA
Messenger RNA from Myxocyprinus asiaticus (Chinese sucker), 6417 nucleotides. It is a transcript of the gene tefb, whose product is annotated as TEF transcription factor, PAR bZIP family member b. The record is from RefSeq and is a predicted model, not a curated record. The transcript is spliced from 4 exons. NCBI's taxonomy places the organism in Eukaryota, Metazoa, Chordata, Actinopteri, Cypriniformes, Catostomidae. Bases 964 to 1884 code for a protein of 306 amino acids. Gene Ontology annotation, biological process: regulation of transcription by RNA polymerase II. Gene Ontology annotation, molecular function: RNA polymerase II cis-regulatory region sequence-specific DNA binding; DNA-binding transcription factor activity, RNA polymerase II-specific. Gene Ontology annotation, cellular component: nucleus.